This is a messenger RNA of Trichoplax adhaerens, 696 nucleotides long. RefSeq lists its product as hypothetical. The transcript is spliced from 3 exons. The record is from RefSeq and is a predicted model, not a curated record. NCBI's taxonomy places the organism in Eukaryota, Metazoa, Placozoa, Uniplacotomia, Trichoplacea, Trichoplacidae. The coding region runs from base 1 to 696 and encodes 231 amino acids. Gene Ontology annotation, biological process: regulation of peroxisome size; peroxisome fission. Gene Ontology annotation, cellular component: peroxisomal membrane.
AUGUCUUAUGCAGAAUUCUACGUCAAAUAUGCAGCUCAAACAGCCGGAAGAGAUAAACUUUGCAGAGUCGUCCAAUAUGGCUCUAAAAUAGCCGCUUGGCUAUUGGAAGGAAAUCCUAAUAACGCCAAGAUGAUUGAAGUCAUCAAUACAUUAUCUACAAGUUUAGCUAUGGCAAGGAAAGUUUUUCGCAUUGGUAAACCCAUCGAUGAGGUCCUGAAUGCCUGGAAAUGUUCAGGUUUAGGCGAUCUUCUAUACAAGCUGACCCUAACCGUCUCUCAUGUCUGCCGGGCCCUAUAUCUCUUCCAUGAUCACCUGGUCUGGCUGGCUCAUGUUGGUGUAGGAUCUUUAGAUAAGAAAAAAAUUACACUGCUGGCAUCUCGUUUUUGGCUGGCUGCGUUGAUUACAGCUUUAUUGCGGGAUAUCUACGAAAUGAUAACGUUAUUCUUCAACCCUAUAAAAUCACGCAAUACGAGUGGUGAUACUGUUAAAACUAUUGGUUUUAUACCUACUUUGUUUGGCCGUCGAAAAGAUUUAUUGCUCGAUUUUAUCAAGAAUGAAUGUGAUCUUUGGAUUCCUAUGACUCGUUUAGGUUAUUCCAAUUUUUCUUCCGGUAUGAUUGGUGUCUUUGGAGUCAUAUCUUCCUUAAUCGGAAUACUCGUACAGAUAAAUAAGGACAUUAAAUUGAGCCCUUCCUAA